GUGAGAGGCUGGUGGUGGAGCAGAGCGGAGUGAAGCUGCUUGGGAACAAACCUGCUGGAGUUUGAAGUGAGAGCAGCCGGCGAACUCUUGCUCCUGUGCGGUUCUUGCUACCUGUUAAACCCGCUCUCUUCAAACUGUCCAACCGUCCGCCCCGGUGACGCGAGCCCAUGGACUACUAAAGACACUUUUAACAACAACUUUACAGCGAGCUAAGCUUGGAACAGUUUCCCUCUUGUCUUCAGCCUGGAGAGCUCGGCAGCAGCUAGCAGCCUGACAAGAGAAAGUGUUAAGCACAUUAACUGAAGGCAGUCGAAAGCACCGCCGCACCUUCGCCCGCACGUCAGCCACAGCCUCAACAGAAGCAGCGACCAUGGGCAAACAGAACAGCAAGCUCCGUCCUGACGUCAUGCAGGACCUGGUGGAGAACACGGACUUCACCGAGCCCGAGAUCACCGAGUGGUACAAGGGCUUCUUGAGGGACUGCCCCAGCGGUGCGCUGUCCAUGGAGGAGUUCAAGAAAAUCUAUGCCAACUUUUUCCCCUACGGAGACGCCUCCAAGUUCGCGGAACACGUCUUCCGCACGUUUGACGCCAACGGCGACGGAACUAUAGACUUCAGGGAGUUCAUUAUUGCUCUGAGCGUGACCUCACGCGGUCGACUGGACCAGAAGCUGAAGUGGGCGUUCAGUAUGUAUGACCUGGACGGCAACGGAUACAUAAGCAGAGCAGAGAUGCUGGAGAUUGUAACGGCCAUUUACAAGAUGGUUUCCUCUGUGAUGAAGAUGCCCGAGGACGAGGCCACACCUGAGAAGCGCACAGAUAAGAUUUUCAGGCAGAUGGACACAAAUCGAGAUGGUAAGCUGUCACUGGAGGAGUUUGUUGAAGGAGCAAAGAGCGACCCCUCCAUUGUGCGACUGCUUCAGUGUGACCCCAGCAGUGCUGGGCAGUAAGAAGCUGGACUUUUCCCUUUUACAAUGAUUAAUUCAACAAAAGUUCAAAAUCUCUCCCGAUCGACCCACCUGAGAUUAUUGAGACAUGAGCUAUAGGGGCACAUGCACAUACACACACAAUCACACAUAAAUGCAGCAGUACAUACAUGCACUUGUAACGCACACAUUGUACAUGCGCCGCUAUGCCAGGUCCAAAGCAGCAGAAAACGUGGGUCACCUACGGUACAAAAAUAACCCGCGGGACUGAAAUCCCAUCAUGGACUUGUUAGACACUGAAUCAGGGCUGUGUUGUCUCUGUUGGAGAAGACAAACGGCGAGGAUAAUCCCACAGAUUCACGAGGAACACUGAGCCGAAUCCAACUUUGCCAUUUUAUUCUUGUCAUUUCUUUUUAUUUGUUAUUUUUGGAAGCAUUCUUCCUGAUUUUAAAUGCUCUGGGUUUUCUCCC
Molecule: messenger RNA, 1395 nt
Organism: Solea senegalensis (Senegalese sole)
Lineage: Eukaryota; Metazoa; Chordata; Actinopteri; Pleuronectiformes; Soleidae
Product: neurocalcin-delta B-like
Exons: 5
Coding region: 371-949 (192 amino acids)
Biological process (GO): calcium-mediated signaling
Cellular component (GO): cytosol
Molecular function (GO): tubulin binding; calcium ion binding; actin binding
Source: RefSeq, a predicted model, not a curated record